GUGGGUGGGAAGAGGCCGAAGAGCUCAGUCCGGGAAUCUGUGCUCUCCAGUGACAGCAGCAGCAGGAAGUCGGUGGGCCCCUUCCGGGGGCUGAGGCCUCUUGCUCUCCGAGGGGAGAACGCUGGACUCUUCCCCACGCAAUUCCCAUCUCUGGGCCCCGAGUGUGUUCAUGGCGAAGUCCCCGGAGAACUCUGCCCUGGAGGAGAUUCUGGGGCAGUAUCAACGGAGUCUCCGGGAACGUGCCAGUAGAAGCAUUCACCAAUUGAAAUGUGCCCUGAGAGAAGGUGAUGCCACUAUUGGAGAAGAUGUAAUGGAUCCUUCUUUUAGUAUGAGUGUAGGAAAUGAGGAUGCUGGGAAUGCCUGGCAUGAACUGCAACACAGCCAUGCUGUUAAUCAACUCAAAGCUUUGCUAUGCCAACAAGCAACUAAGGAAAGUGAGGUAUCUCCAAGAAGACGAAAAUUGUCCCCUUUGAAAUCAUCAGAAAAUGAGGAAACCGAUAUGCCUGCUCUACACAAUUUUGUUCCCAUCAUCAGUGACCAGUCUCAAUACAUUCAUCAUUUAGAGGCAGAAGUCAAGUUCUGUAAGGAGGAACUCUCUGGAAUGAAAAAUAGGGUACAAGUAAUUGUGCUUGAAAAUGAAAGGCUCCAACAAGAGCUGAAAUCUCAAAGGCAAGAGGAAGCAAUGAGGGAAGAAACACUUCUGGAUGCAUCUGGAAACAUACAGAAUUCUUGGAUUACAACAGGUGAAGAUUCUAGGGUGGAUGAAGCUGCCGAGAGAUCAUUUUCCCGUGGCAAUGCAGGUAUUAUCAAAGCUGCAUCUGCUAGUGAGGCUGAAAAAUGGAAACUAGAUCUGGAGAGACUAAAACUUACUUACGAGGAAAAGAGUAAAAUCCUGGAAUCUCAAUUGAUGCUUUUGAGGAAAGACCUAGUUGAAUAUCAGAAAAAUUGUGAAGAUCUUAAAGAGCGACUAAAGCAUAAAGAGUCUCUUCUUGCUGCUAAUAUUUCUAACCGUGUUGGUGGCCUUUGUUUGAAAUGUGCUCAGCAUGAAGCUGUGCUUUCCCAAACGCAUAAUAAUGUUCACAUGCAGACCAUUGAAAGACUGUCUAAAGAAAGAGAUGACUUAAUGUCUGCACUAGUUUCCGUGAGGAGCAGCUUGACAGAGGUGCAGCAAAGAGAAGUCAUUGCUUAUGAGCAGGUGAAACAAGCUGUGCAAAUGACUGAGGAGGCCAACUUUGAGAAAACCAAGGCUUUAAUCCAGUGCGAACAGUUGAAGAAUGAACUGGAGAGGCAGACAGAGCGACUUGAGAAAGAACUCGCAUCUCAGCGAGAAAAAAGAGCCUUUGAGAAAGAGAUGAUGAAAAGAGAAAUAACAAAAGAAAGAGAGGACAUGGGCUCAAAGACGUUGACCCUAGCUCAGAGUAUUGCCCAACUGGAGGCUCAGGUGGAAAAGAUUACAAGAGAGAAAAUUUCAGCUGUUAAUCAACGAGAGGAAAUUCAAAAUCAGCUUGCUUCCCGGGAAAUGGAUGUCACAAAGGUGUGUGGAGAAAUGCGCUAUCAAUUGAAUAAAACCAAAAUGGAGAAGGAUGAGGCAGAAAAGGAGCACAGAGAGUACAGGACAAAAACUAAAAGGGAUCUUGAAAUUAAAGAUCAGGAAAUAGAGAAAUUGAGUUUAGAACUGAGUGAAAGCAAGCAGCACUUGGAACAGGAGCAGCAGAAGGCAACCCGGGCCAGAGAGGAGUGCCUGAAACUGACAGAACUGCUGGGCAAAUCUGAGCACCAACUGCACCUCACCAGGCUGGAAAAAGAUAGCAUUCAGCAGAGCUUUAGCAGUGAUGCAAAGGCCCAAGCCCUUCAGGCCCAGCAAAGAGAGCAGGAGCUGACACAGAAGAUACAGCAAAUGGAGGCCCAGCAUGACAAAACUGAAAAUGAACAGUAUUCAUUGCUGACCUCCCAGAAUUCAUUUCUGACAAAGUUAAAGGAAGAGUGCUGCACAUUAGCCAAGAAACUGGAACAAAUCUCUCAGAAAAGCAGAUCUGAAAUAGCUCAGCUCAGUCAAGAAAAAAGAUAUACAUGUGACAAACUGGAAAAGUUACAGAGAAGAAAUGAUGAAUUGGAGGAACAGUGUGUCCAGCAUGGAAGACUACAUGAGAUAAUGAAGCAAAGGCUAAAGCAACUAGACAAGCACAGCCAGGCCACAGCCCAGCAGCUGGUGCAGCUCCUCAGCAAGCAGAACCAGCUUCUGCUGGAGAGACACCUGUCUGAACAGGUGGGACGUCUGAGAUCCCAGUUACCCAGCAUGCCACAAUCUGAUUGCUGACCUGGAUGAAACAGUGAAAUAAGUGAUUUACAAAGAGAUAUUUACAUUCAUCUGAUUUAUACGUAAUAUGCCACAACGCACCGCGACCUUCCCAGUGGACCCCACCUUAGACUGCGGCGGGCUGCGUCGUCACCGCCACAUUCGUUGCCAAGCGGUCCCUGCAGGAUGGAUGGGCUGAAGCUGAAGUCUGACACUAGAUGAGGAGACCUCCUGGUGUAUGUUUUCAGAAAAGGCUCGAAGUUAGUAUGUUUUUAUAUCUGCUCAUUUGUAUGCUUUGUUACACAUGUGAAUUUCAAUAAAUGAAUUUUCUGAAGA
Lipotes vexillifer (Yangtze River dolphin) is the source of this 2632-nucleotide messenger RNA. It is a transcript of the gene SDCCAG8, whose product is annotated as SHH signaling and ciliogenesis regulator SDCCAG8. Gene Ontology annotation, biological process: centrosome cycle; tube formation; neuron migration. Gene Ontology annotation, cellular component: centrosome; centriole. The record is from RefSeq and is a predicted model, not a curated record. NCBI's taxonomy places the organism in Eukaryota, Metazoa, Chordata, Mammalia, Artiodactyla, Lipotidae.